Magallana angulata is the source of this 2839-nucleotide messenger RNA. Its product is annotated as protein fem-1 homolog B-like. The record is from RefSeq and is a predicted model, not a curated record. Gene Ontology annotation, molecular function: protein binding. Lineage: Eukaryota; Metazoa; Mollusca; Bivalvia; Ostreida; Ostreidae. The coding region runs from base 262 to 2238 and encodes 658 amino acids. The transcript is spliced from 2 exons.
GAUUUUGCAUUGCAUCAGCCAUUAUUAAGCCCGUAUGAUAACAUUGAAAAAUUGUGUGAGGUAUUCCGAGUGACUUCCGAUUGGAGAAAAAAUGUCAACAUUCGCCAUUAUGAUUCUCCGUAGGAAAUCUGUUUUCGUUCCUGUGAAUUUUUAUGAGGGAAAAAUGAUAAUGUGGGCAUGAAGUUAUAUUGGAAAUGCUACCUUUCAUCGAUUUCAAUUGCACUUCUUUAACAGAUAUUUUUCCAUCUCUGAGAACAAGUCAUGAUGGAAAAUACCCUCCAAGAGGUUCUGGAUAAAUAUAAAGAAGAAAAUGUUAUCACUUCUAAACAACACAAUUGUCUAUACGCAUCUAUUCUAGAACAGACAAGUGAAAGAGGAAGAUUGGAGCAAGCUUUAUACAGCAUUCAUGUUAUAGAUCUACCUUCAUUCUUUUCAAAAAAUUUGGAAAGUUUGAAAAACAUACCAGCUGUAGACAAUAUUGACAAAUCAGUGACACAAAGAAUUUUCCUUCAUCAGUUUGUAAACCGUGUGGGUUUUUUGCACGUAUCACGCCGUGGUCAUAACUUAUAUCUGCAUGCCUUAUUUCAUGAAAAUAAUGACCUCAAACAGCAACUGGAGACAAGAUAUCAGGCAGAUUUUACCCUAUUUGAAAACCCCCUUCAUUUGGCAGUAGAAUGCUGUCUGCUUGAGAUGGUGAAGUCUCUAGUCAACGACAAAGGAAUAGAUGUAAACUGUGUUGAUAGUGAAGGAAACACACCUCUUCAUUGGCUCAUGAAACAACAACUUACCUUUGAUGACCAGAGGACCAACCCAGAAAAAGUCAAUAGAAUUUUUGAAUUUCUAAAGGGCAAGGGGGCAAAAGUGAUGGCUAAAAACAGAAAAGGACACUCCCCUCUCCAGUACGCCGUUAUAUACAAAACACCUGAUGUUGAUCAACUAAUAAAUAUGUGUCAGGACUUCACUGAUUUCAAUACAGAGGCCCAUAUUGAAGUUUUAGAACUAACAGCAGCACUCUAUAUGACCCAAGAACCUGAACAAGUUGACCUGUAUGAAAAAGGAGUUGGAACAUUAAAGUCUGCUUUUAGUUAUAGGAAACAAUAUGAUAUUCCAAACACUGGCAAAAUGCCUCCUCGAGAGCUGUUUUUCAAUGUUGUGGAACCAGUCACAGACACAGAGCAGGACUGGGAUGAUUUAUGCCAAUCUGGAUUCGAUGGAAUAAAAGCAAGACUUAUCCUUUCUCUCUUGAUUUUCGAAAGAAUAUUGGGAUGUGAACAUUUAUGUUUUCUACGAGGAUGCUUAAAAUAUAUCAAACUUUUACGAGAAGAACAUGAGCAAGGAAAAGUGACAGACUACCAGUUUUUGAAUGUUUUGCAAUGUUAUUGCAAAUUUGUGAGAAAAGAAAAAGUUUUGAAAAAUGAUCUCUGCAGUGUCGAUAACCAUGUGAAUAAGCAUUUUGAUCUGAGUUACUUUUACACCCAUAGGAAAAGAUUUUCCACUGAUUUUCUUUUAAGUGUAUUGUCAUCUGUAUUUGUUGGGGUUUUUCAGAUGAAAAUUGAUCAAGGUCAUUGGCCCGAUGAUGACAACCUUGCUGAUUUAAUGUAUUUUUUGGAUGCCAUUAUGUCGAGAAAUCUGUCAACUGACAAUAGAGCUAGCCUGACUCAAUCUGUGACAGAAAUUGUCAAAGCUUGGAAUUCAGCCCCUAGAUCUACUUCAAACGGAUAUGAUUCUGAAUCUGAUGAUGAGCCAUCAAAAUAUUCAGGAUUAGUCAAUUGUAUUGUAUCUCUAAUGCAAGAUGAUUUCCCUGAGAGGGCCUUUCUCGAUGAAGAUCGCGAGUUCGAUCAUGGUCCAGAAGUUCUGGAAUUAUUUCUGGAUUGUGGGGCAUUAAUUAAUGAAGUAUCUGAUGAGGGAAAUAUCCUUCACUGUUUCUUUUCAGAUUAUUUUUAUAAUGGCCCACUGUUGGGUUCUGACAUAAACAGAGAGGCACAAAGAAGAAGAAUUGUUCAAAUUGCGCUUGAAAGAGGGAUACAUGUAGACCAGGUUGGUGGAUAUCAAGGAAAGACUGUGCUGGAAAUGGCAAUAGGCACGAAAUUUUAUCGCACUUUGAAAAAUCCUAAAUACAGAAGUCUGAAAUGCCUUGCAACUUCUGUCAUCAUAAAGAACAACAUUUCAUUCAGACAGGAUGUUCCUCCAGAACUGAUUCAGUGGAUAGACUUCCACAGGGGAGUGGGAGAAAUCUGAUCUUUUGACAUCUGAAUGCCUCAAAAAAUAUAUUUUGUUGCAGUUUGAUAUACCUCAUUGAAAUCAAACUCUUUGAAUCAUGAUAUGAAAAUGUGGUUUUAAUAUUUGAUGGACAAUAUAAUGGGGUAGAAAUUAUGGAAGGAAAUUCAUUAAUUUUUUUAAGCUCUAAAUAAUUGGUCAGAAGGGUUUAUACAAGAAAUUGAAAAUGUCGCAGGGGCCAAGCCCGUUUUAACAUUAAUUUCAAUGUAACCAUAAUUAAUUUCAAUGUAACCAUAAAUAAAGGUUACAUUGAAAUUAAUGUUAAAAUGGGCUUGGCCCCUGUGGAAAUUGUCUUUGAUACAGAUUCUUUAUACUUCUUUAUUAUCUUAAAACAUAUAUUCUGAACUUAUUCUUGUAAGUGCCAUUAACAUACUGGUCCUUGAAAACUUCAAAUGCAUUGAAUCUCUCAAUAUUCUACUCAGUAUUAAAUGAUCUUUUUUUACUUUCUUAUGUCACCUGAGUCACUCAGGUGACCUAUUGCAAUUGGUCCUCAUCCGUCGUCAUCUGUUAAUAAUUUUACGUUUUUAAAUUUAUCUUGACAACUACAAGGCCAAUUAUUACC